Molecule: messenger RNA, 924 nt
Organism: Phaethon lepturus (White-tailed tropicbird)
Lineage: Eukaryota; Metazoa; Chordata; Aves; Phaethontiformes; Phaethontidae
Exons: 1
Coding region: 1-924 (307 amino acids)
Biological process (GO): regulation of toll-like receptor signaling pathway
Source: RefSeq, a predicted model, not a curated record
AUGUUGGCAGAAGGCAUCUUAACUAGACUCAUAUAUAAAGAAAGCUGUCAUCAAGAUAAGCCUCGCAAAUCUCAUGCAUCCAUAAAGGAUAAAGAGGGAAUCUGGAGACAGAAACUUGUAGGCAACCCAAAAAUGAAAGGCUUUACUGAUGGCCAUGAGAAGCAGGAUGAGAUCUCUGCUAGAAGUAGCAAAAUGGAAUACAGGAGCAGUCUUCAAUGGAGAUCCCUAAAAGAGGUACCAGCAAAAGAUCAGAAAACACUUGUUAAAAGAACUGUAUCGCCAGCUUUACAUAUCCCCAAAAGAGAACAAAAUACUGAACAGGUGGAUUUGUAUCGAUCCUGGUCAUGCAACAGCAUUUAUCAAAACUAUCCUGACUUGCAUAUUGGGGGAGACCGUGUGAGGGACCACACGUGUGAUUCAGGUUGUGUUUUGGACCAUGUGUGUGACGAACUUCCCGAUGGCCCUGUUUUACUGUCCGUAGAUAUUCCUCUAGGUCAGUCCCCUCUGUGUGAGCAUCCCAAAAAGCCAAGUGUAAAGUCCUCGUCUGGAGACGAAGCUGGAGAAAGGAGUAUCUUGCUGUGUGAGGAGCCUCUUUCAAACUCCAUGCUCAACAAGUACAUGGAAACAAAAGUGGCAGAGUUCUAUAAACAGUUUUUUGAAGAAAACUUGACCAGGUGUGGUUCUGUAACAAACCUCCUCACUUGCAGUUUGAUAAGGAAUAACCUGAAUCAGAUAAGCUUUCAGAUAUCGCAGGAGCAGAAUAUAGAAAGAUCAAAAGCCAGAGAAGUGCUCUUGCACUCUUUAGCUUUGUUUAGUUUGCGCAACACUACCCAUAGAAAUAGCUCUGAAUUUAGUACUCCGAACUUACAAAUCUCAAACCCAGCAUGCAUGAAAAAGAGCUGCAGGAUGCAGUUUACGUCAUGA